Messenger RNA from Mytilus trossulus (common blue mussel), 1238 nucleotides. RefSeq lists its product as uncharacterized. The transcript has a single exon. NCBI's taxonomy places the organism in Eukaryota, Metazoa, Mollusca, Bivalvia, Mytilida, Mytilidae. Bases 153 to 1139 code for a protein of 328 amino acids. The record is from RefSeq and is a predicted model, not a curated record.
UCAAACAAUUGCAGAUUGUACCAGACUGAAGUUACAUGAUGUUCCGACAGAUUUACCAUUGGGCAUAUCAAGUCUAGAUCUGAGCUUCAAUCAAAUUUCAAAGAUAAAAAACAAUACCUUUGAAUCUUUUUUCUAAUUUGACGACAUUGAAAAUGGAUUUUAACAAUAUUGAUACUAUAGAUGGCUAUGCAUUUCAAAGUUUCAAAAGAUUACGAUGGCUUUCGAUGAGGCAGAACCAUAUUAACAUAUUUUCUAAAAUAUUUGACAUUGCACUUAAGUCGUUACUAGGCCUUCAACAUUUAGAUAUCAGAUACAAUAUAGAUAAAACAAUGGAUAUAUCAAAACCCAUGGUUUAUCCAUACUUUGAAAACCAUCCGCUUAUAACCGAUUUAUACAUGGAUAUUGUUGAAAACCCUGUAUUCAAGCUGAGUGGGUUCAAAAACAUAUUAGAACUGAACACAAUAAAGUUCGCACGAUGUUUUUUAAAACAAAUGUUUAAUGACACCUUAGUAGAUUUACCAUCAACCAUUACUGCAAUCUACUUUCACGAGUGUGUCGGUAAAUUAUCGAUUGUAGAGGCAGACUUUUUGAAGCCGUUUCCACUUCUUCAGAUAUUAAAUAUGGAUAGAGUAGCUAUACAUUUAGGGGAUGCUUUAAAACUUCUAUAUCCUUUUACGCAUGCAAGGAUGACCUCGAUUAUAUUCAAACAAAUCAGUCCUCUUGUUCCUAAACCUGUUUUCAUAACUCGUGUUAUGAUUCAAUAUUUGAUGCAUGUUUGUGUAAAAACUUUAGUUUUAGCAGAAUGUGAAAUUGUAGGGUAUGAGAAAAGAUCUCUACUUGCAUUUAAAUUUCCCGAAUGUCUAGAAAAUGUUGUAUUUUCAGGCAACCGAUUUUCAUUAGCAUUAGGAGCUCAUUUGAGGGAGCUGAUAGUAUUUAUGAGGAAAGCCAUCAACGUGAAAUUUUUUGACUUGUCGUAUAAUGCAAUUAACUUCAACAAUAUUAAAUACUGCAACCUAGACGUGCUGGAUAAUCCUUCAUAUGCAAAAGAAAUAUAUAGUAAGGGAUGCCAAAUUAAAUCUUCAACUACAAAUGAAAAUGAAGCUUACAGCCCAAUACUAGAAAAAGGGUCAAAUGGUUGAUGAAUCUAAAUUUCAGAUUUAUUUACCUGUUAAUCUUACUUUUCUUCGUGUUUCCCAUUAUAUGACAUCAUAUCGACAGACAGGACAAAAGUUAUUUGU